AUGGCCCCAGUCUCCGACCCUUCCUUUACUCCUCAACCUUCACCUUCUGUUGCAGCCGCCAUUCCAAACCCGAACAUAUAUGAUGCUCCUACUCCUCCGGAGGUUCCAGCCAGGCCUUCACAAGGAGAGCCUUCAACAUCCCAGCCGCCCAGGAGUACUGAGGCUGGCACUUCAAGUCGCCCUCCACCUGUUACAUCACAACUUGGGCCUUCCCGUGCGCCUCCUUCUGCUCCCUCGGGCUCAGCCGCCGAGACUUCACAACCUCAUUCCUCUACUCCUGAAUAUUAUCGAACAACUGCCCCCUCUGAGGUAAUGCUGAGAGACAAGCGGGCUGUCCCCACUAGCAUCCUAUCUAUGAAAGGUCGUCUGGCUACACUGUGGAUAGAAAGUAUGACUCAUAUGGAACACUUGCCAAGACUCGCCCAGAUGGAUAGAUUUUCCGAGCUGUAUACCAAGAUGCUGAGGGACAGGGUAGCAGAGUUAGAACUUCAACUAAAUGAUCUAGCGGCAGCCAGCCAUGCUUUGCGAGUUGAGAUAAAGGCUUUGACAAGACAAAAUACUCAACAAAAGCUGUCCCUGGUGAAGACCCAACAUGAGCUUAAAAGCCUUCAAGGGGAGAAGAGCCAAACUGAGGCCUCGUACCAACAACAUAUAGAUCAGCAGGCUCUGAUGCACCAGCAGGCCAUGGACCAGUUAACCCAGGAGAUACAUUCUAAGGAGGUCCUACUGCAGGAGCAAAACAAAAGGUUGGAGUCUCAAACAGCACAACUAGAAUCCCAACUAGCAGAACUCCUAGCCGUCAAGGCAGAACUGUCUCAGGCCCGUACUGCUAUAGCUGGAGUGUCCACAGCUCUAACAGUGUACAGAGAAGGGGAAGACGAACGAUGUAGGCAGAGCCGCGAACUAUACUUGCGAUCUUAG
Molecule: messenger RNA, 921 nt
Organism: Zingiber officinale
Lineage: Eukaryota; Viridiplantae; Streptophyta; Magnoliopsida; Zingiberales; Zingiberaceae
Exons: 2
Coding region: 1-921 (306 amino acids)
Source: RefSeq, a predicted model, not a curated record